GGGCCCGGCCGCCUGCAGCGCUGCUGGAGCUGCGUCACCCAACGCCACGCCGGCGCGGACGGCGCUGAGGGGGUCCCGACGUGGAGGCCGCCCCGAGGGGAGCAGGCACGAAACCCGGCCGCGCCGCUCCGAGGAGAUGCGGCGGCGGCUGCUCGGCACCGUGGCGCCCGUGGCGACAGACAAGGUUGCAGGAAAGCUGAGCUCUACACUCUCAUGGGUGAAGAACACUGUAUCGCACAGAGUCAGUCAAAUGGCCAGUCAGGUGGCAAGUCCAUCUGCCUCAUUACACACUACAUCCUCCUCUACCACUCUAUCCACACCAGCAUUAUCGCCAUCCUCACCAGCACAGCUGAGUCCAGAUGACUUGGAAUUACUGGCUAAACUUGAAGAACAGAACAGACUUUUGGAGACUGAUAGCAAAUCCUUGCGAUCGGUAAAUGGAUCAAGAAGAAAUAGUGGAUCUUCUCUUGUAUCUAGUUCAUCAGCUUCUAGCAAUCUCAGCCAUCUUGAAGAAGACUCAUGGAUCCUGUGGGGGAGAAUUGUAAAUGAAUGGGAAGAUGUACGGAAAAAGAAAGAGAAGCAAGUUAAGGAGCUUGUUCGAAAAGGGAUACCUCAUCAUUUCAGAGCAAUCGUUUGGCAACUCUUAUGCAGUGCUCAAAGCAUGCCAAUUAAGGAUCAGUAUUCAGAGCUGUUGAAAAUGACUUCUCCUUGUGAGAAACUAAUAAGAAGGGACAUUGCUAGAACAUACCCCGAACAUGAUUUUUUUAAAGAAAAAGACAGCCUUGGACAGGAGGUUUUAUUUAAUGUAAUGAAGGCUUACUCUUUAGUAGAUCGUGAGGUUGGAUACUGUCAAGGAAGUGCUUUUAUAGUGGGAUUACUGCUUAUGCAGAUGCCAGAAGAAGAGGCAUUUUGUGUAUUUGUGAAAUUAAUGCAAGAUUACAGACUACGAGAACUGUUUAAACCAAGCAUGGCUGAGCUGGGCCUUUGUAUGUACCAGUUUGAAUGCAUGAUACAGGAGCAUCUUCCAGAGCUUUAUGUGCACUUUCAGUCUCAGAGUUUCCACACUUCUAUGUAUGCAUCAUCAUGGUUUUUAACUAUAUUUCUUACAACUUUUCCACUACCAAUUGCAACAAGAAUAUUUGAUAUCUUUAUGUCUGAGGGUUUAGAGAUAGUAUUUCGAGUAGGUUUAGCAGUUCUUCAGAUGAAUCAAGCAGAGUUACUGCAACUUGACAUGGAAGGAAUGUUACAGCACUUUCAAAAGGUCAUUCCACAUCAGUUUGACAGUGGUCCAGACAAAUUAAUCCAAGCAUCUUACCAAGUCAAAUACAAUGCAAAAAAGAUGAAAAAGUUAGAAAAGGAAUACACUACAAUAAAAACAAAAGAAAUGGAAGAACAAGUUGAAAUUAAAAGGUUACGAACUGAAAAUAGGCUCUUGAAACAGCGCAUCGAAACAUUAGAAAAAGAAAGUGCUUCCUUGGCAGAUAGAUUGAUACAGGGACAAGUGACAAGGGCCCAGGAGGCUGAGGAAAACUACCUCAUAAAACGGGAGCUGGCCACCAUCAAACAGCAGAGUGAUGAGGCCAUUACUAAGCUGGAGCAAGCUGAGAAUACCAUCAGGGAGCUCCAGCAGCAGCAGCAAUGGCAUAAAUGCAGUUCACGAUACAGUGAAGACUUUGUGCUACAGCUGGAAAAAGAGUUGGUCCAAGCCAGGCUGAGUGAAGCUGAGUCCCACUGUGCCCUGAAGGAGAUGCAAGAUAAAGUUCUAGAGAUGAAAAAGAGGAACAGCUCUCUACCUGAUGAAGAAAAUGUUGCUAGACUACAAGAAGAACUGAUUGCAGUAAAAUUAAGAGAAGCAGAGGCUCUGAUGGGUCUCAAAGAACUACGGCAGCAAGUCAAAGAUUUGGAGGAGCACUGGCAGCGUCAUCUAGCUCGCACAACUGGAAGAUGGAAAGAUCCUCCCAGAAAAAACACAGUGAAUGAACUACAGGAUGAGCUCAUGACAGUCCGACUGAGAGAAGCAGAAACUCAGGCAGAACUAAGAGAGAUCAAACAAAGAAUGAUGGAGAUGGAAACACAGAGUCAGAUCAACAGUAACCACUUACGGAGGGCAGAACAAGAGGUUAGCAACCUACAGGGUAAAGUACAGUAUCUUUCUGCACAGAACAAAGGACUUCUUGCUCAGUUGAGUGAAGCAAAACGAAGGCAAGCAGAGAUUGAAUGCAAGAGCAAAGAAGAAGUGAUGGCAGCAAGGCUCCGUGAGGCAGACCGCAUUGCAGCUGUGGCUGAGCUCCAGCAGCAUAUUGCUGAAUUAGAAAUCCAGAAAGAAGAAGGAAAAAUUCAAGGACAGCUUAAUAAAUCUGAUUCUAACCAGUAUAUCAGAGAGCUAAAAGAUCAGAUAGCUGAGCUGCAUCAUGAGAUUCCUCUAUGAAGUGGAUCUCUUUGUGUUCUGAGGCAGACAUGGAAAGGAAAAAAGGUUCAUCUUUUCUAAGGUAUUUAAUGCAGAUCUCUUGAGGUCUACAGUAAUACUCUAAUUUCUUCAGUUUUUAAAUCUAGCGAUAAAUACUGCAUUGAAGAAAUCAAAAUGGUUUGAGAGAGAGAUGUGUGAAAGGCCAUCUGUCUUUCAUAUGGACAUCAGGGAAGGGGAGCCCAUGCAGUCCCUCUCAGCUGCUGUCUUCCAAACAGCAAGUCCAUGUCCUCCUGUGUUCCACAGGAGGGACAGUGGUUAUCUGGCAACUGGAGCAAGUUGAGCAAAUAGGAAUUCCUGGAUUCAGCACCUGUGUUCCAGCCUGGUUGGUUUGGGCCUCUUGAAUCAUCAUCAUAAUUUGCAGUAUUGAUUGCUGAUGGCUGUUAUAUACAAGUUAACAAUCGUAAUUAGGAUUGUAUCUAUAGCCAUAGCGUUAAAAAAUGCUAAUGUUAAGUGAAACAGGAAAUUCACCAAUACUGAAAUAAAAGCCACAACCUUGAGCUUUGUCCUAAUAGACUUGCAAUCAUAACACAUUUUUAGUUUAACAAACUAGACUAAGUUUGUUUAGAAAAUGUCAUUGGGUUUCUUCACAGAGAAUGCUGUCUUAUGCGUUGAUGACUUAUUUUACAGAUAAUCUUGAGAGCUAUACAAAUUGACAGGAAGUUCUCAAAAGACUGUCCUCUAUCUCUUGCAUAUGAGCCACAUGUUUGGGUAAAAUCUGCCUCCUGAUUGAGGAAAAUGAGAUGUCUUUAAAGUUCUCUUUUGUGUUAAUUUUUUUCUUUAGGAUUAGCACUUAUAGUAAGUAAUACUUUUCAAAGAGCAGUAAACAAUAGCAUUUUGUGAAAAUGCUUUAAUAUAGUUCCCUCACAAAACACACCUAGCAAUCUCCUUUAUAUAAGGAAGCUGCAUAUGUAAGAGGUUGUUUGGGGAACUUUCAAAAACCUCAUUUGCACUACAACCAUUAAAGCUUGCUAAGGAUUGUUUUAAGUGAUGGAUUGCUAAUAUUAGUUUCUGCAGCUACUAGGUUUAGCUUGUGAUGUCUCCACUUGUGCAGAGCUCAUGUUGUGAUGGUUUCGAUAUGAAUGUGGCUUGCUGUGGAAGUGCAACCUUAACAAGUUUAAAAACAGGCUUCAGAGAGCUUAAGACCUCUAAGGACACUCUUACAUUCAUGGAGGUGAAAAAGUAGUAUGGUAAAGGCCUGUAACCUUAACUUUUUGUUUGCUCAUUCUCUUUGAGUGCAUCUGCAGAAACAUUUGUGUUAUGAUACCUACUGGAUGUAAUACUGACAUUCAUCUCUUGAGUUGAGACUUAUUUCCUAUUCAUUCUGGCUGCAGUGCUAUGACUGCUUUAUUUUCUUUGAGAUAAACAUUUAUCUGAAUGAAAUUGUUGGAGUUUUUUUAAAGGGAUAGCGUGCUAGUGUAUGUCUUAAAAUGGAGUGCACGCUCUCACAACAUGAGGGUCAGCAGUGAGUAGCAGCCAACUGUUGUAAGUGUAAGGGAUCUCAUUUUACACUGUGGAUCAUUAGUCUCAAACUUUUAAGAAUUCCAGUUACAUUGCUUUUAUCCAUGUUAAAUAGAAUGUAAUGGAUCUUAAACUUAACUGAUACUUUUACUUUACUUGUAGUUAGACUUUUUGACUGUUAAAUCACUUUCGAUGUUCCCAAGUUGACAGUGUUUUACUGGAUUAUAGGAUAGGUAUUUGAAAACACUUAUGAUUUGUUUCUUUUUGGCUAAACAUGGUUAUACUGUAUUUUCAGCAAUGUUUUAGUUUUCUUUUGCAUCAUCUCUGUUGUAUAACCAGGAAAUGUUACUGAGUUUUACUACUAUUAUUAAAGUAGAGAUGUAUAAAGAAAGGCUUCUGAUUUUUAGGUGGUACUUCCUGUUUAGGAGAACCACUGAAAUUUCAGCAACUUUAUUUUUAAAAUAUGAAUUUAGCAUGCUAUCUUCUACCAAAACUAAUUUUAUUCACUGAAGGCAUUUUAUAUUUUGAUCGUAUUUUGAUCUCACUUGUGUAUUGCAUGGUUACUCUAUUGUGAAUAGAUUGAAUAUUUACUGGCAAGUAUUGUUAAGAUCAUUCUUCAUCACUUCAGAAUUGGGUAAAUUUCAAGAAUAGGUCACUGAAGCCUUUAAAAGGAAACAGACUAACACUUUAGAAUUUGACUUCUUUCCACCACUGAAUUUCUAGCUAAAAAUCUCACAGGUUCCAAAAUCAGAAUGUCUCCUAGAAUUUAAGUAGAACUUCUUAUCACAUAGUCCUACUUUAAAAUUUGACUGAUGUUCUAUAUUUAAAAAUCAAAGGGGCUUAAAAAUUGAAUUUGUUUGCAACUGACUGGCAUCCGUCAUUUAAAAUGGAGGAAGUUUUCAAUUGUAUUAAAAGCUCUAAAUUUCUCUUUACUCUCUCUCCUUCAUGCCUGGCUUGAUGAGGCAGUCAACAUCAGGUAAGAAAGCUUAUUUUGAGGUCCAAGGAUCUGAUUUUUAAUACGCUGUCUGCCUUUUUUCAGUCCUCUGAAUUUGUGAAGGUAUGCUGUUACCCUUUAAGAGUAUGUGUAAUUAGGGUCUUUUCAUAUGUUGAAGUAGGAUAUACAGUUUGUCUUUAAAAUAUUUAAUUCUUUAGGUACAAGAAAACAUAUAAAAGCAAACAUCAUCAUUAUUAAGAUUUUGUUCUUGAUCCAGCCAGCUUUUGAAAGAAUGAUGAUGAAAUGUUUUGGUUGGACAACAUUACUAGUUCUUUGAAAUGUCCUAAAGACCAUGCGAUUAGUGACACGCUACCACGUGUAGUGAAAACUGGGUUAAAGCUAGUCAUCUAGACGAGAGCAAUCUUGAUUUGAGAUUUAAAAGCAAUACAUGUGAGUUUACCAGACCUGUCUUUUUUACAGACCUGAUCAGAUCUGAGAUUCUUGUGAAACUGAAGCAUUAAGAAACAACAGAGAUUCAGGUGAAUGCCACCAAUCAGGGGUUAAGAGGUCUAGUUUUUUUUCAUACAAAGGACAGACAGCCCCAACACUGAAACACUUUAACUAGUUGGUUCUUUCACAAAAGAAAACGGAAGUGGUGUAUAUCUGUGGUAUAAGUCCAUAUUCUGCUGAGACUGAUGCAAGGAAGAGGCCAUUCCUUUUUCCUGAGGGUGGAAUAAUUUUACUGUUAAGGACAGAGAGAAAAGAAGUGUGUGUUUUUUCUUUUUUCUGGGCCCUUGCCCAGACUUCCCAUGACUUUGAUAUGCUUGGCUACUUUAACAAAAAGACCUUGGCAUGAUGCUUUACUUCCUACUUUAAGCUCUUUUUCAUGUUCAAGUAACAUGCUGGUGGCAAGGAUCUCCAGAAUUCUCUCUUAAAAUUGAGUGAGCAAAAUGGUACAGCAGAUGAGCUUCAAUGGAAAUAAAUUUAAGGUAAUUUAUCUAUGGAAAAAUCUAAGCCAUACUUACAUAAUGGCAAACAUAGAAUUGGUGGUUACACUUCAGGAAAGAUGUUUUGGAGUCAUCACUGAGAGUCUUCUGACGUCAUUGGCUUAAUAUGCACCAGCAGCAGACAGAACAGCCCAGACAAUGUUUGGCAUCAACAGGAAGUAUAUUAAGAACAGCAUAGUGGGUGUACUGCUGGUCCCCACACCUCAAGCUGGAUGUAAAGAAGUUAAAGAAGGUACAUAAAAGGGCAACUGAAUGAUUAACAGGCUUAAGCUGCUACUUUGAGGAGAGACUAGAAGGGCUGGGACUCAUCAGUUUGGAGAGAAGGGUUAUGAUCAAGGCUUAAGAAUCAUGACUGCAGAACUGUUUUUUGACCAGUCCUCUGCAUUACUAGAGCUGGGGGGUACUUACUAAAACAAGUAGGAGGUGAGUUUAAAACAGCUAAAGGAAUUCCUGGAACUUACUGCCCCAGGAAGCUGUGGAGGUAGAAGUAUUAGCAAGUCUGAAAACUCAGUCAUGGACAAACUACCUGUAAAUGGAUGCUGAAACCAUUAGGCAGAGCUGUACUGUCUGCUACAGCAGUUGUAGAUCAGUGAGUGGGGCCUGGGAAUAUGAAUGGAAUGGACUGUAAAAAUUGGCCAUGUUCACAGAAUUGCAGAACAUGAGGUUAGAAGAGACCUUUAGAGAUCACCUAAUUCAUAUGCUGUCCCUUUAAAAAAAAAAAAGAAAAAAAGAAAAAAAGAAAAAAGAAAAAGAAAAAAAAAAGCAAACAAAAGUUCCGUUGUCACUGUUGGAAUACUGAGCUAAUGGACCAUGGUAGUAUACAGUAACAGGAAUAUACAUUGUGUUGGUCAUGCUUUUUAUGCAUCAUGGAAUCAGAAUUAUUCAAGUUGAAAGGGAUCCUGGGAGGUCUCUAGUCCAGCAGCCCACUCAAAACAGGGUCAACACUGAAUUUGGACCAGGUUGCUUAGGGCUUCAUCUGAUCAGGUGUUGAAAACUGCUGAACAUGGAGAGUCCACAGACUUUCUGGGCAACCUGUUCGAAUGCUCACUGAUCCUUUUUGCAUUUUUUUUUCCUUUCAAUUCAAACUCCUGUUUUGAGUGAUGAUCAGUGUCUCACCUCCAGCAUGCACUUCAGUAAAGAGCCUGGCUUUCUCUUCUUAGUAUCCUCCUCUUACAUACUUAAAGGCUAUUAAGUGUCCCCCUUCUCCAACUUCUCGAGGUUAAACAAGACCAGUUCCCCUGGCCUGUCAUCCUUGGACAUGAACUCCAGCCCCUUGACUGCCUUAGUGCCCUUCCACUAAAUCUACUCAUCAACUUCUUGCAUUGAGGGAGGAGUGGGAUGACAGAAUUCAAAAUGGAGCAGAUUCAGUCUAAUGAGUACCAGCUAAAGAAGAACAAUUACUUCCUGUGAUGUACUGGCUAUGCCUUUGUCAGUACAACCCAGUAUGCUGGUAACUUUCACUGCUGGAGGACACAGCUGAUCCAUGUUGAGCCUAUGGUCUGUCAGGACCCCCAGAUCCUCUUCAGUAGAGUUGCUACUGAGCCAGUCAAUCCCCAUAACAAAAAUUCUAUGUUACAGUGUUUGUUAGUCCUUCUAGCUGGGCUGACCAUUUUUCAAGCAGAUGGAGAAGGGCUUGCAUUGCAGUUAUGUGACUACAUGACUGUGCAGACUUGUUGCAUAUAUUGUGUACAGUACAUUCAUGUUUGUUGCUAGAGGUCUGGUUCCCCUUGGAUGUGAGAAGUACCUGAGAGCAGGCAAACAGGCUGCAGGCCAAAAGUGCUUCUGGAAGGUCACAGGUUGUGCAUCCUUUCAUUAAAGUAGCAAAAGACAUCAUCAGACUAUUUGUCCAGACUCAGUUUAGAAUUUGGCAAAGGCUGUGUCUGUUUAUGAAUUUUUUCACUAACAGCCUUUUCCACACAGUCAUAUUUGGUGUUUGGAAAGGAUCCUACUUAAAACUAUGAAGCCAUGUUUCUGUCAUGUUACCUAAAUAUGUUCAUCUGAAGGUAUAAUGUAUUGAAGAAGUCUUCAGGAAAACAGUUGAGAUCUGUGGCUUGGCUUUCCAAAUGUUUAAAACAACUACCACUGAAUGUAAGUUCUGUAGUUAAGGUAAACCAGUGGUUAGCAGUGCAGACCUAAAAAGCACAUGAUUUCUUACUUUAAUAUAAAAAUUGUAGUCCCUUGUUUGGAAGGGCUUUUUUUCCUGUAGUGGGGGUGGGGAGGAAUUGUUGAUUUGCUCUGUUUUUCUUUUUUUUUGUGUGUGAUUAAAAUUGAUACUUGUUUUGGAAACUCCAUGUGGUAGCUAUCUGACAUGUAUUACAGGAUAUUUCAGCGAUAUUAUUUCUGAGUGCUAAUGUGUAAGAGUCUCUGUAUCAGGCUUUCUGUAUCUAGGUACAUAAACUUGUAAGAACUACUUAUUCUAGAUGCACAUUACUGUCCAAUGUAUAAUAUAUGACAUGAACAGAUUUCACUUACAUCCUGAAUUAUGUUGUGUAAGUGUAGAACUUUUUUUAAAUUUGCCCUUUACACGGGCAAAUUCCUCCUGAAACAACUGCAGCCCAUGUGUAUGAGAAGAAAAUGUAAAGAACAACUUUACGUGUACUUAAAAUGAAAGUCUAGAUCUACAGCAUGUACCAAUAUCCCUAACAUGGACACUGAUGUACAUUAAAAGUGAUGUAAUACCUGCAGCUUUUAAAUGCAGUUAAUACCUAAUUUGAAGGCUUCUAGCAUGAUUGUGAAUCUUGUGGUCUUUUUCUCAUCUUUUGCACAAGCCCAUGGAAGGUACAGAGAUUCCUUCUUCUCUAGAUGAACAGGUAAAACUUUCUAUUGGUAUGAUUAGCAAGGACCUAUAUGCACUAUUUAUUUAUUGAGGUGAAUAUCUUUUCAGAUCUCAGAAACCUCAAAUAGAUUGGUGAUGCAAGCAAAGCAGCUCUUCAGGUUUUUCCAUCCUGCUAUUUUCCACAUCCUUGUUACUGUGAAGAGCUGCUUACAAAGUAAUAUUUGGUGCAUCUUCCUUUUGAAGCUCCCAGAGCAGCUUGAGGAAGUUUCUGUAAAGCAUUUUGAAUGCCCUUCUACAUCCUUAGGGUUUUUAUCAUUAUGCUCUCUUGAACUGUCAAACUGGCUCCAAGGUAGUUGCUACUAUAAGAUAGAAAAGAUGAAAUUCUAAGAAAUAACCUCAAAUAUGUCUUCAGAGAGUUGCAAUUAUUUUCACUAAAUAAAUAGAAGACUUGCCAGACUUUAAAGCUUUAGGUUUUACUUUUGAAUAUCUUGAAUGCAUGGUUAUAAUAGUUUAUCACUCCAGCACAGUGCAUUUAAAGUUAAAUAUGUUCAUCCAUGGUCUGAUCAUCAUUUUUGUUGUUUGAUGUUCUCUUAGAAUUAAAACUAGUCUAUUUAUGCUGUAUGAAGAGAAGUUUCUCUUACCUCGUGAUCUGAAAUCUCAUCUGCGCUGAAUCAGAUAAUGGAAAGACAUUUGGUCUUGCAGUGUAGGCAGAACUAAGUAUUUCUCUUCAAUGCUGGUUUUCUCUGCCUGUAAGAAACAGCAGCAAUAUUCACUAGGGCUCUUUGGAGGGAGAGCAAAGCUUUUUAUUAAGUGAGAAGGGGGAGGUGAUAAGCAGGGGGGAGGAAUGGAGCUGUAAAAGGUAAGACAUGAAGCCCAAAAACACUGACAAAACAGGCUACUGUAGAAAAAGCAACUGCCUAAGCAUCCCUCGUGGGGAUGUUAAAGAUGCAGUAAAUAGCCUAGUGGAAUUUGUCCUUACUGUAGCGGAAUUCGUCCUUACUGUUUCUAGGUACCUCAAUUUUUAUGCUUUCAGACUUAAAUACUCUGGGAGUGGAAGAAGAAUUUUGGAAAGUGUCAAGGACUGUUUAAGACCUCCUUUUGAGGCCUCUGCUUGGGUAGCCAGAAAUGAGAAGUUGCUUUGGCAGUUCUGAUUCCAGCUAAGUUUUCAAGUGAUCAUCAAAUGUGCUCCUUCUAAAUCUCACUUAAUUCAUUAAAGGUUCAGAGACACCUAUUUUGGGGAAAUGUUUUUAUUUCUACUCUUAGACUCUUCAGCUAUGAUUAACUGUUGACUUCUCUCUCUCUCUCUCUCUCUCUCUCUCUCUCUCUCUCUCUCUCUCUCUCUCUCUCUCUUUUUUUUUUUUUUUUUUUUUUUUUUUUUUUUUAACAGAUCAAAUGCCUAAAAGGCCAGAAAGACUUCUCAGACCAACCCACUUU
Dromaius novaehollandiae (emu) is the source of this 10076-nucleotide messenger RNA. RefSeq names its product ecotropic viral integration site 5 (gene EVI5). NCBI's taxonomy places the organism in Eukaryota, Metazoa, Chordata, Aves, Casuariiformes, Dromaiidae. The transcript has 20 exons. Bases 137 to 2428 code for a protein of 763 amino acids. The record is from RefSeq and is a predicted model, not a curated record.